This is a messenger RNA of Drosophila santomea, 1906 nucleotides long. RefSeq names its product DM7 family protein GE17493. The transcript is spliced from 2 exons. The coding region runs from base 182 to 1852 and encodes 556 amino acids. NCBI's taxonomy places the organism in Eukaryota, Metazoa, Arthropoda, Insecta, Diptera, Drosophilidae. The record is from RefSeq and is a predicted model, not a curated record.
AUCCUUAGUAUUCAAGCGAAUUUUCACAUUCACAGACCUUAUAAAAUACCCGUAAAUUGCUAACCGGUUGGCUUCCAAAUUAUAUUUCUACUGAAAAUUAUUCGGUUUUGUAUACUUUGUUAAUCCAACUGCUAACACUUUGCAUUGCUGUUCGUGCUUUUAACCAAUAAGGCAAAUUAAAAUGAACCGACGCGUAGACAACAGGGGAAAGCCGGUGACUGCAAUGCUGCAAAUGCAGGAGGUGCAUCGCGAUCGAACCCAGGUGGUGGAGCUGAAGAAGACCUCGUACUUGCCCUAUCUGUUCAACCUGGUCUUGCCGAAGUCGUUCUACCAGAGCUCCAACCGCAUGGUGGUGGCCCGGCUCUAUCCCGAUGUCCAUGAGCACGACAAGCAGGCAGCCGAAUACUUCGAGGGCUUUCACGCGCCCUGCUUUGAGAUGCCCGCUUCCCUGUUCCCGGGUGAGGUUCCAAUGGACAAGUUCGUCUUCAUGCCCACGGUCAUGUUGCCCAUGGGCUUCGAAGCCGGCGGGAUUUUUGGCCCUGGUGUCCUUCCACGGCGUUCCUAUCCCAUCGACCUGAUGGGUCACAAGGGUCAAACCCCUCCGCUGUUCGUCGGUCUGCGCAGCCAGUAUGUCAAGCUGAAUUCGGAGGUCGAGUGUUUCCUGGACAACGCGGGCGAUCACCCGGCCAGCCAUGACGCAGUGGACUGUGGGAUGCAUCCUUGCAAGCACUCUCCAAAACAGUCCAAGGAACUGAUGCAUAGCAAUAAUUUCUCCUUGUCGAUAGCAUACAACAUGCCGGCUCCACCGACUCCACCGUCGCCCUAUCCAUUUCGUCCUGUCCCGGUGCAGUACAACAUAUACACCCCGGAUCUGUCCAAUGUCCACAUGCUCAUGCUGCGGCAGCGCAACCUGACGGUGGCCUUGCUGUCCACCAUAAACCAUCCGCAUGUUCCCGCCGUGGCACUCGCCACCAUGGGCGAUGAGGAGUGCCCCAAGUUCGAGCUGCCCAGCGAUGUCUUCCCCAUCUGUGAGGGCGUCAAUCGCCCCAUCUUUCUGCCCAAGCGUUUCUUGCCCAAGGGUUUUGAAGCCGCCUGCGUCUUCAAGCCGGCCAGUCUUUCGGAGCUGUGGUUCGUCAACUACAUAGGUCGAUACGGCACUCCACAGCCGCAGCACAACUGUGCCAUCCCACCACCGCUGUUCGUGGGCAAGUACCGCCGCGGCUCGAAGGCCGUCAAUAUUCUGAAGGAAAUCCAGCUGGAGUGCGAAAGGAAUCUUUCCCAAAGUGCUCAGUCCAUGGAAGGGGCAUCGCUUCAAGCUGACGAGCCUAAGACGCCCCACUUUCUCAUUACCCAGGGCUUCAUGGUAUUGGAAACGGAGCAGCAGACACCUCCAAAGGGUGCUUACUGCUUGGAGAGCUACCAGGAGGCCAGUGAGAAGGGAUGCGUUGUGAAGGUCACCAAGGAUGAGGACACCGAAUCCGCUGACACUCAAGAAAAGGAUGAGUUACAUCCCAUUAAAGUGGAAACGGAACCGGAGGACAGAGGCGAAGCGGAGGACAGGAAGAAGUACCUCUCGUGCUUCAAAGUUGAUAGCGACAUUGAUCUGAUAACCGAGGCCAUCGCCGACAUGGGCUCCGCCGAGAUGAGACUGUUGGCCACGGAGGAGACACUGCCCGGAGGCGAUGGUGCACGCGCCUUGGAUCAGCUGCGCCAGGUGCUCGAGGGUCGCAGCCAGAUCCGCAGCGAAACCGACCAGCUGAUCCAGGAUCACAUCUACAGGAUGGAUCGCUAUCGCAUGCUGGCCCUGCGCCAGCCGAUUCGCAUGUGCUCCGGAUGCGGCAUGCUGCACUAGAUGCAUUUUCAAAAUGUUUACAUUUCAAUUUCAAUAUAUAUGUACAUUUUGUAA